Molecule: messenger RNA, 1191 nt
Organism: Erigeron canadensis
Lineage: Eukaryota; Viridiplantae; Streptophyta; Magnoliopsida; Asterales; Asteraceae
Exons: 1
Coding region: 1-1191 (396 amino acids)
Molecular function (GO): zinc ion binding; nucleic acid binding
Source: RefSeq, a predicted model, not a curated record
AUGACGGAUCAACAUCAUGAAGAGGAAGAACACGAUAGACGCAACGAGGAAGAAGUAAUCUUUCCCGAAAAUAGUAUGGACAUCUCCGACCAAAUAGGGAGAGCGUUAGAAAAGUACACCCCCGUUCUACUUAAAAGGUUGAAUGAAACUAUGGAAGGGGCUAUGAACAAUCAUAUAGCUCAAAUGAUUCGAGAAGAGGUGGCACUGAAUGUGCAACGAGAAUUCGAGAAACAGGAUGGUGAAGUUAAGGGUAAAAAGACCGAAGACGAAAGAGAGGUGGAAGCGACGGGGGAGAAGGGUUACAAGAAGAAUUUCACGUUUAGGGAUUUUGAAGUAUGUCACACACCUGAGUAUCAUGGUGAUCGUGACCCUAUAGUUUGCACAAGAUGGAUAUCGGAGAUUGAAGGAGCCUUUCGCACUAGCCAAUGUCCUUCGCAUCUUAAGGUGGUAUUUGCAGUAGGCAUGCUUCGUAAUAGUCAGAAGCGAUGGUGGGAUGGUUUGUUGACGGUGAAGAAGGAAGCUAUGGAACGGGUGGAAUGGCCCGAGUUCAAGACAAUGUUCUUCAAGGAGUAUAGGUCGAAGGCUGAAGUCACUAAAAUAAGAAGUGAAUUCCUCAACGAUUGUCAAGGGAGCUUAAGCUUGAAUGAAUUUCUCGCCCAAUUCUUGGAUAAAGCACAAUUUUUUCAGGAGUUUCUUGGAAACAAUCAUUUGCUCAAGGAGCAAUUCUACAUGAAGUUGAGGAAGGAUAUAAGGGAGAAGAUAAGUCUUCGACAAAUGGAGUCUUUCUCCAUGUUGGCAGAUGUAGCUCGGGACCAUGAAAUCGAGCAAACUCGAGUUGAUGAAGAAGGCCCGAGAAGAAAGAUUGAGAUUAGUAACUCCCCAAACAAGAAGCCUAGGCAAGUUGAAGGUUCAAGUAGAGGGUUCGCAAGGAACGACCUUCCUUUUUGCCAACAAUGCAAAAGGAACCAUCCGAGUGUGUGCAAAGCGUCAAUGAAAGGAUGUUAUAAUUGUGGACAGGUAGGGUAUAUGAGUCAAGAUUGCAAGGCAGGGUCGGAGAAGUCAAUCAUAUGCUUUAAAUGUUUUGAAGGGGGACACAUGAAGAGUUCUUGUCCCACACUAACCGAAGAAGAAAGGCAAAAGGAGAGGAGAAAGGAAGUGGAAAGAAGGAAUGCUCGAGCUUAUGGAAACUAA